GUUGCCGACAAGCACGUAUACAUGACGACGUGUCCUCAAAGUUGGUCUAUAUAAGGGCAUGUGAAAGACACAAUAAUGUCGCCAUUGCCGUAAAUAGAAAAACAGACGCACGAUGUCGCUCGCCGUUGUAUCCGCCGUUUUAUUUAUCGUCCUGUCUCUCAAGCUUAUUCUGAACGCGAGAAGAAGCUCGAGCAAGAAGGGGAAUCUCCCUCCUUCUCCGCCGUCUCUCCCCAUCCUCGGCCACCUCUUCUACGUAAAGAAGCCUCUCCACAAUACGUACGCCUCCCUUGCCGCCGAAUACGGCCCCAUAUUCUCCCUCCGUGUUGGAUCUCGGCGCAUCGUCAUCGUCUCGUCGCCUUCGCUAGUUCAAGAGUGUUUUAGCGGCAAGAACGACCAAGUUUUCGCCAACCGACCGCCGUUCCUCAACUCCAAGUACGUUGCUUACAACAACACGACGGUCGGGACAGCGCCCUACGGCCCGCACUGGAGGAACCUCCGAAGAAUAUACACUAUCGAGAUGUUAACCUCGCAAAGGCUAAGCCUUUUCCAGCCUAUCCGGUCCGACGAGCUCCGCCGCAUGGUGGCAAAGCUUGCUCGGGACGCGAGCGCGGGAGGGUUCGCGGCCGUGGACCUUAGAAAGACGGUAGCGACCGUUGUGAUGAACAACGUAAUGAGAGUCAUAGCGGGAAAGAGGUAUUACGACGAGGACGGUGGCCGGAGCAAGGAGGAGGCUUCGAGUAGGUUCCAUGCGGUAAUUCAGGACGUUAUGGACAAGAGCGGUGCGGGGAAUCUUGCGGACUAUUUCCCGAUCUUGACGUGGAUGAGAUCAAAGUACGUGAAGAGGGUGAAGGAAUUAGGGUUUAGAAUGAACGAGUUCAUGCAAGGGCUUGUCGAUGAGAUGAGGAACAAGGGGGAGAGAAACGACACCAUGUUGGGCCGCUUGCUGGUUCUUCAGGAGAAAGAACCUCAUGUGUAUACAGACGAAAUCAUCAAAGGGCUUAUUCAGAGCAGGGCAAAACCGUCUUUUAGACGAAUCGGAUCUCCCCGACCUCCCUUACCUCCACAACGUGAUGUCCGAGACUUUUCGCUUCCACCCUCCGAGCCCGUUCCUCCUGCCGCACUAUUCCUCGGCGGAUUGCAAGGUGGGCGGGUACGACAUACCACGUGGCACGAUCUUAUUGGUGAACACAUGGACCAUCCACCACGACCCGAGUGUGUGGCCCGACCCGGAGUCGUUCAGGCCUGAGAGGUUCGACGUGGGAGAGAAGGAAGGGGACGCGUACAGGCUCAUACCGUUCGGGCUGGGACGCAGGGCGUGUCCAGGAGCCACGAUGGGGAUGAGGACCGUCGCUCUCACCAUAGGGACACUGGUCCAGUGCUUCGAGUGGGAGAAGAUAGGGGACGGGCCCGUGGAUUUGAAGGAAGGGACGGGACCCAUUAUGCAUAAAGUGGAGCCACUCGUGGCGAUCUGCAGGGCCAGGGCUUUAGCCACCAGGACCAUGGACGAAGCAUAUUAGCCAAUGAGCGUUGGCCAAGAACAAGAUAAUGUUAUAUAAUAACAAAGAGGAUGGCUAGAAUAAGAAAACGAAGAAUAUGGAACGCUUGUUUUUUCAGUAUUUUCCACUUUCCAGUGUGAUGGUGAAUAAAGAAGACUCGGUGUGACGUUUCUGGAAUGGUUAUGUCCUAAUCAUUUGAGCAAUAAAUGUUUGGUUCAUUAA
Messenger RNA from Tarenaya hassleriana, 1718 nucleotides. RefSeq names its product cytochrome P450 81E8-like. Gene Ontology annotation, molecular function: iron ion binding; monooxygenase activity; oxidoreductase activity, acting on paired donors, with incorporation or reduction of molecular oxygen. Lineage: Eukaryota; Viridiplantae; Streptophyta; Magnoliopsida; Brassicales; Cleomaceae. The record is from RefSeq and is a predicted model, not a curated record. Bases 113 to 1246 code for a protein of 377 amino acids. The transcript is spliced from 2 exons.